This is a messenger RNA of Trichoderma citrinoviride, 1947 nucleotides long. Its product is annotated as kinase-like protein. The transcript has 2 exons. The record is from RefSeq and is a predicted model, not a curated record. The coding region runs from base 1 to 1947 and encodes 648 amino acids. Gene Ontology annotation, cellular component: cytoplasm. Lineage: Eukaryota; Fungi; Ascomycota; Sordariomycetes; Hypocreales; Hypocreaceae. Gene Ontology annotation, molecular function: ATP binding; protein serine/threonine kinase activity. Gene Ontology annotation, biological process: protein phosphorylation.
AUGCCUCUACAGACGCAGGAUAUCAGCGCUCCCGCGUAUUCCCCGUCCAUCCACAGUUCUGCCUCUGAAACGCAGAUUGAUUCUCGUGCUGCUGGCGCUGGUGCUGGUGCUGGUGCUGCUGAACAGGGAGAAGAACCAACUGGCGAGCGUGAGACUGAAGCUCAAGCUCAACCACAUCCCGAUCCCUCCCCUAAAUGCCCAAAAGGUCAAGAGACAGCGCCGGUUGCAACUGAUGACGCAAAGUCCAAGGCUCCCACAGUCGACCAGAUAAGGACGCUUCUGGAUGCUGCCUUGCCUUCAGCCGGGGGCGCCCGGUUGCUCAUUGCGUCGCCUCAAUAUCCCAAUGAUGCAAGCGAAGACUCCCCAAUUGUACGGCUCUCACAUGAAAUCGAGGGUAGGGUGACGUCUGGCGUGGUUCAGAAUUCCCAGCACAUGGAUUACUUUGUCCAGCAACCACUCCAGAGGGGCUCGACCGCUGUUGAACUGUGCUAUGAGAUCACCUUUAUUCCAGGGAGCGAUGAUUGUUUGUUAAAGAACUGUACAAACUCAACGCUUCAACUGACAUGCCUCGAUUCCCGCUGGACUCGGUGGCUCAUAAGAGAGAAUCGCCGUGCUUUGAUACGGCCUGGACUGUGGAGGAUCUUCCUAGCUGGCGAUGAAGACGACGCUUCUGACAGCCUUGGUACUGAGAUUCUGCUCCUCAAGAGGCAAUAUACAGUGGCAAUUCAUAAGGCAAUUGACUCGCCCUUGGUCAAACGAGCUGCCAACAAAGACGACGCAGAGAAUCCCAGGAAACGACGAAAGCUGGGCAAUGAUGAGGCCGAAGGUGUCGCCGUUCCACUCGCUUCAAAGACGGCCCCUGACUCGGAAUCUAUCGCCAAGAGCACCGAGACCGUCCAUAGCCACCAUCUGACGGCCUCUUCCGUUCGAGAGAUUGUCAACCCGACUGGCAUCCCGCUUCUAGAGCUUACAGAUAAAGAGACGGCAGUUAUAAGCACCCUGCACAUCAAUGGUGACGCUUUACAACCAAUAUCCGUCUCAACGGCAAAGAGUACGGAUUCAUAUCACCUCAGCCGGAUCCAGUACAUGGGCCACACCCCGUCCACCAGCGUCUUCUCUUGCCGGCAUUCUGCUAUACCCGGAUUGGUAGUAGCCAAAGUCCCUCGAUAUGACGGCAAGUCGAUCGAUAAAGUCCCUGCAAUUGCGCGGUCGUGGAAGCGAGAAAGGGAUAUGCUCAAGGGCCACUCUCAUAGAAACAUUGUGGCACUCAAAGCCGUCGAUGCCCGCAUGUUUGCGUUAUACUUGGAGGUCCUGCCUCGAUCCCUUUAUCGUGGCAAUACAUCGACCUUCAUGUUGUCGGAUGUUGCAACCGUUCUCUCCGACAUGGCAUCCGCCCUUGUAUACUUGUGCGACAAGUCCAUCAUCCACAACGACAUCAAGCCAGGUAACAUUGCGUUUUCUCCUCAGCGAGGCGCCGUCCUUUUCGACUUUGGAAUGGCCACGAACGACGAGGAUCAAGUGACCGGGGGGACGAUGUGGUACCUUCCUCCCGACAUCAUCCACCGCAAGCGACGGGGGUUCCCAGGAGAUGUGUGGGCACUGGGCAUCACAAUGGUCUACUUGCUCGGCAAGAUGCAAAUUCCGGAAAGGUGUGGGAUCAGGUGGGACAUGGCUGAUUCGGGCAAGAAAAAGGGCUCGGAUCAGGCUAUGAUGACAUGGUUUAACCUCGUCAAGGACAAGAGAGAAGAGCUGGACAGGGAAAACAAGAUCGAAAGCAUAGUAUAUGAUAUGCUCCAUUGGAAGGCCGAGGCGCGAAUAACGGCCGAGGGCAUUACAGCAGCUCUCGAUGCUUUGAAGCUGGACUCGCCCGAUAACCAGACAUGCGAUGAGAGGCGCCUGACGAGGUCGCAGACGAGGUCGCAGGCGAGGUCCCGUUCGGUAAAGUAG